Orbilia oligospora ATCC 24927 is the source of this 780-nucleotide messenger RNA. RefSeq lists its product as uncharacterized. The record is from RefSeq and is a predicted model, not a curated record. The transcript is spliced from 5 exons. Gene Ontology annotation, molecular function: phosphotransferase activity, for other substituted phosphate groups. NCBI's taxonomy places the organism in Eukaryota, Fungi, Ascomycota, Orbiliomycetes, Orbiliales, Orbiliaceae. Gene Ontology annotation, cellular component: membrane. Bases 1 to 780 code for a protein of 259 amino acids. Gene Ontology annotation, biological process: phospholipid biosynthetic process.
AUGUCGCGACAGCGUCCCACGUCAUCCUCAUCCCCCGCUGUUGCCAGUAACGGAGGAGUCGACACCAAGAUGAAGGAAAUAACAAACGAUGACCGCCACUUUUCCAUGCUCCGGUACUACCCCAGACUUCCCUGGUAUCUCUCGCCCUAUCGCGGUGCUGCCCGUGGCGGCUUGCUGUCACAGCUUCACGCUGCAGACUUCAUUACUGAACUAAAUGGCUUCUGUGGCAUCAUGUCGGUGUUCACCUCACUGCGGUACUGUCUCGGCGAACCUUCCGACCUAACAAACAUCUGGAUCGCUCUCACCUUUAUGCCAUUCGGUCUCUUCUUCGACUUCAUGGACGGAAGAAUCGCUCGGUGGCAGAAGAAAUCAUCUAUGCUUGGCCAAGAGCUCGACUCUCUCGCUGAUUUGAUCUCUUUCGGCGUUGCGCCUGCUUCUUUAGCCUUUGCCAUCGGAUUUCGCAGUUUCCUCGACACUGUCCUAUUAUCCUUCUUUGUGCUUUGUGGACUCUCUCGCCUGGCUCGUUUCAAUGUUUCCGUCCAGUAUCUCCCAAAAGAUGCAUCCGGAAAGUCAAAAUACUUCGAGGGAACGCCCACGCCAACAUCCCUCGGCUUGAUGGCCAUCGCGGCAUGGUGGGUUAAGAAUGAAUGGAUCUUAGAGAAUUUGCCAUUGGGAGUCAUCCUUAAAGGUACAAAUCUGGAAUUUCAUCCUGCAGUCCUUUUGUUUGUGGCUCACGGCUGUGCUAUGGUGAGCAAGAGCCUGAAGGUUCCUAAACCUUAG